Adineta ricciae is the source of this 927-nucleotide messenger RNA. The record is from the annotation of a GenBank genome assembly. NCBI's taxonomy places the organism in Eukaryota, Metazoa, Rotifera, Eurotatoria, Adinetida, Adinetidae.
AUGAACGACUCAAGCAAUGAUGCCGAUUCCAGUAUCGCAUAUAAAUCACCUGUUCUUUGGUUAUGGCUUCUCCUUGUCUUCAUCGGAUUUUCUGUCCUUUGUUCAGUUUUCCUUCUUAUUCAUUUUCUUGCCAUCCGAUCUCUUCGUCAAGCGAUCAACAACCACAUUGUUAUCGUUGUUCUCAUUCUUAGUCUCAUCUAUACUUUAUUCGAUGCUGGAAGUUCCAUCACAUAUUAUCGUUUGAAUCGUGUUGUUUGGCCUCAAUCACCUGUGUUUUGUUACAUUUGGUUAUUUAUUGAUAUUGGAAUCUACAACACAAUCACAGUUCUGUUAGCUUGGGGUUCAUUCGAAAGACAUAUUCUUGUAUUUCAUCAUCAAUUAACCAAUACUCAAUGGAAGAAAAUCUUCGUUCAUUAUGUUCCAUUGUAUUUUCUUCUCAGCUACAUGACUUUGUUUUAUGUUAUAGUUGUAUUUAUCUAUCCAUGUGAGAACUAUUGGGAUUAUUCAUGGGCUGUUUGUGGAGUCUCUGGGUGUUAUCAUGAGAAUACAAUUUUAGCUUAUUGGGAACUUUAUUUUCAUGGAAUUAUUCCAAUGAUGUUGAUCGCAUUGUUCAAUGUGACAUUAUUAAUUCGUGUGAUAUGUCACAAACGAACAGUUCAGCAGCGAAUUGCAUGGAAAAAGUAUCGAAAGAUGGCCAUUCAACUACUAAGCAUAUCUGCAUUGUAUCUGUCUGUCAAUUUCCCACUAUUUCUCAUUGCGAUGUUAAAUUUAGUAGGAUUAUUUUUGAAUAAUCCAGCGACAGGCGUUCUCUCAUUUCUCACGUAUCAUGUGAUCAUGUUUUUGCCAUUUGUAAGUUUGGGAUCAUUACCAGAUGUGUGGACAAAGAUGAAAAAUCUUUGUCAUCGGAAGGUAAUAAUUCCAAUUUAA